AAAAUAUAAAGAAAAGAAGUAAAAUACAUUUCAGUUCGGAUUUUAGAAAGAGGCUUCUUCAAUCUUGAAAUAGAAUUAGAAUAUUUUUACUAAUUAGCUAUACUAGUUUUUAAGUACUAACUCUCGCAACAUGGUAACCAAAUUAGAAAUUAAUUUGCGCAGCUUAUUAGUGACUUGUGAGGAACUAGUAAAAGAUGAAACAAAUUUCUGGAGACUUAAGAAAUUCAUCAAAUCCAUGGAUGUUAUGAUCGAGGAACUCCAAGAAUACGAAGAUGCAAGAACAUUGUCAUCUAUUUCUGAUUACUGUAAAAGACUGCAAAACCUCAAAACCCAAACAAACUACAUAGACAGCCCACCGCUGCUCACAACUGAGAGCUCCCACAGCCACAAUCGAAUGGCAGCAGAAAAUGUUGAUGAUGUUAUCAGGGAAGUUCGCCAGCUACAAAACUCCAAACACUAUUCUGAUAUUCGGAAAGAACUAAUAAAUGAUGAUAACCUGCGCUCACGAAAGCCCAAAGAACAAGGACAAUCUAAUGAAGCUUUAAAAUACCACAACGAUGUCCAGGAAAAAAUCACAGAGCACAUGCUCUCCCUCACACGGAGCCUUAAAGAGCAAACCGAAACGGCCAAUCGAAUUAUUAAGCGAGAUACCGAAGUUGUUUCAAGAUCCACAAAUAUGACCGAUAAGAAUAUAAAUUCUUUGGUAAAAGAGAACGAAAAGUUGCAGGAGCACUCACGGAAUGCUUGGAAAUGUUGGACAUUUCUAAUGUUCGGUUCAGUUAUAUUUAUUUUUAUUGGUAUGGUAUUAUUCAUGAAAAUUGUGAAGAAAACAUAAGGACUACGGAUAUUUUUCUUUUCGAGAAUUGGCUUUGGCAUUUGGUUUGGAUGAACGAUCAAAAUACCUAUCAUUCCCUAGGCAGUGUUUUUCUUUGAAACACAAUGUUUAUUUUUAUUUUGUCUGCUUUUAUGUUUAGUCGCUUAAUUUAAAUGUAAAUUCUUUUGAACCAUAAAUAAAUAGGUCAGAAUACCUUAUUUUCUUCUAUUUAUA
This is a messenger RNA of Eupeodes corollae, 1048 nucleotides long. It is a transcript of the gene Use1, whose product is annotated as vesicle transport protein USE1. Bases 131 to 835 code for a protein of 234 amino acids. The record is from RefSeq and is a predicted model, not a curated record. The transcript is spliced from 4 exons. NCBI's taxonomy places the organism in Eukaryota, Metazoa, Arthropoda, Insecta, Diptera, Syrphidae. Gene Ontology annotation, cellular component: endoplasmic reticulum; SNARE complex. Gene Ontology annotation, molecular function: SNAP receptor activity. Gene Ontology annotation, biological process: retrograde vesicle-mediated transport, Golgi to endoplasmic reticulum.